UCACGAUCUCCCCGGAAGCUUGCCCGCACAGGCUGCACGUCUCGCUCUCUACCCCUCACGCGACUUGUGGUUGUGCAUUGGUGGGCGCAGAAGAGGGAGACCUGAGGACCUACGCCGAUAUUCGCACCGGAGUGCAAAGGGAGCAUUGGCACGGGGCUGCUGUUGUGCGACUUUCACAUGCAAGAGGUUGGGGAGCUAUAACAUCACGACUACACGCAUCAAAGCUCUACGGAGUGUGACACCAUGCCGACGCUCGAUCAGAUCGUGAAGGGUGCACCGGCACCCAACGCAUCUGUCAACAAGGUCGCAGCCUCCGCAUACGCAAAUCCCCCACCGCACACGGCCGCCCUCCAGCAUCCUCUCCCACACCAUGUCAUCGACGUCAAGACACCGCGUCCAUCCACCCUCAGCGAUCCCACAUGCCUCCUACCGAGCUCGCCGCCGCAGAUCUACCUCAAUCUCCUCAUCCUCGAAGCCAGCCUGCGCAGCCAGUACCUUACUCUUCGCGCCCGGCGGCGGCAGAACACAUUUGUCCUCACGCUACUCGCAGUAUGGAUAGCAUUCUUCUUCUACCUGUUGUGGCUGCGGCCGAGAGAAGACGGCAAAGGCAUAGGCGGCUCACAGUACUGGCUCGUCGACAUGCUGCAAAAAGUCGGCUUCAUCACCGGCGUCGUCACAGCGCUGCUCUUCUGGGCAACAGGCCAAUGGGAGCGCGGCGUCCGCUGGCCACGGCGCUGGAUCGGCGUUGCGAACCGCGGUCUGCGCGGCAUGAAUGCGAAAAUCGUCGUCAUCCGCGGCCCAUGGUGGCACGAACUCGUAGAAUGGGGACGCUUCAUCGUGCCCUUCUCCGGCGGCUUAUGGGGCGGCGAGCAAGGCGGGAGUUCAUACCACUUCAUCAACGUGGUGCAAGAGAAGAACCACGCACUCGACACUGGCCGUCCUCGCCAUAGAAUCGUCGAGGACGGAAAAGAAUACGCAGAGGAAGACAUCGCGCCGGGCGGUGACUACAUCAAGCUGCUCCUCCUCCCCAAACCAUUCACCCCCGAUUUCCGCCAGAACUGGGAAAUGUACCGCGCCGAAUACUGGGAGCACGAGAACGAGCGGCGCCUCGAGCUUAGGAAACGCGUACGCGCCCGCCAGCGCGAGAUCGCGCGCGAAGAAGGCGGGCUGCUCUGGUGGACGGGUUGGCGGGGUUGGAAGCGUGCGCGAGGCUUCUCUGGCCGCAGCGCUGAUGUGGAAAAGAGCGGUCAUGCGCACAGCCAUUCGCAUAGUCUGAGCGCGAGUAACUCCCACCGCCGACGACGACCCAGCACACUCCAACAUGGCAGAGAUGGGAGCCACUCCCGCACCUCAUCGCGCAGCUCCACCCCCGGACCAGACGACGAGCGUCUUCGCCCCCUUGAGUCACGGGAACGUAGGUGGAGUUCUAGCACCGCAGGUUCCACACGAUCUACCUCCGCCCCGAGGGGUAAAACGAUCACACAAGGCAACGCUGCGUCGGCGCGCCAGCCCCCUGUGAGACCGCAUUUGCCUGGCAGUAGCGGGAGUGGAAACAGACCAGGCACGAGGACGAGUAUGCUCAGCAAUGCGUCGAGCCUGAGCGAGCUGGAUGAUGGCUGGUAUGAGGCGACGAGUGAGAGUAAGCCCCGGUCGCAAGUGAGGAGGAAGGGGAGUCGGGAGAGUGUGAGUGGGAGUGGGAGUUGGAGCGGGAGUGGGAGUGGGAGUGGGAGUGUGAGUGGGAGCGGGAAUGGGAAGGAAGCUGCGAGUGCGUGAGGUGAGCUGGAAAUUGGUGAUGUUGGUGGCGAUGUUGAUGUUUGAUGAUACCAUG
Messenger RNA from Macroventuria anomochaeta, 1828 nucleotides. RefSeq lists its product as uncharacterized. Bases 244 to 1773 code for a protein of 509 amino acids. Gene Ontology annotation, cellular component: Nem1-Spo7 phosphatase complex. The record is from RefSeq and is a predicted model, not a curated record. Gene Ontology annotation, biological process: nuclear envelope organization. The transcript has a single exon. Gene Ontology annotation, molecular function: protein phosphatase regulator activity; phosphoprotein phosphatase activity. Lineage: Eukaryota; Fungi; Ascomycota; Dothideomycetes; Pleosporales; Didymellaceae.